Molecule: messenger RNA, 2689 nt
Organism: Dendronephthya gigantea
Lineage: Eukaryota; Metazoa; Cnidaria; Anthozoa; Malacalcyonacea; Nephtheidae
Exons: 4
Coding region: 1-2457 (818 amino acids)
Biological process (GO): fatty acid elongation, polyunsaturated fatty acid; sphingolipid biosynthetic process; fatty acid elongation, saturated fatty acid
Cellular component (GO): endoplasmic reticulum membrane
Molecular function (GO): fatty acid elongase activity; nucleic acid binding
Source: RefSeq, a predicted model, not a curated record
AUGGCGACAAACCUAGUUGACAAUGUGAAAACAGCGUUGGAAGGUUUGCCAGUAACUGACGUGACGGGAUGGCUUGAUAGCACGGUGGCUCUGUACUGGAUCGAAGGCAGAGGACAGUAUAAGCAGUUCGUACAAAAUCGGGUGAGGAAAAUUUGCGAGAAGAGAUACAUCAAGUGGAGGCACGUACCAACGGAUCAAAAUCCAGCCGAUGUCGGUAGUCGGGCAGGUUUGGGUUCUAACGAUAAGCAGUUGUGGCAACACGGACCCGGUUGGCUUGGUGCGAAAGAGAACUGGCCUCAAACUCCAGUGAUUGCUGAAACCGAUGAAUCGAAAGUCGAAACCAAGUUGACUCGUGAAGUAUUCGCAUUAGUCCUACCAGUGAAAGACACGUUUGACGAGCUCCUCGAAAAAUUCGAACUUUGGAAAAUGCUGCGAAUUGGAGCGUGGGUAGCAAGGUUCGUGUCUAAUGCAAGGAUUCAUGGGGGGGGGAAGUCAUUGGGACCUAUUACGACGGAGGAAAUCCAAAAGCAACUACUAUUCUGGGUGAAAAGAGUCCAAGGGCGGAAUGAAACAACUGACACCUUCCACGACGACCGGUCACGAUUAAACCUUCACACAACCAAGGACGGUGUGUACGAAUGUCGAGGCCGUCUUCAAGGACUUUACCCGACCUAUUUACCCGAUCAAGAAAUGUUCACCGAGAAGCUUGUGAUGAACGCCCACAUCCGAACCUUACAUGGGGGAGUGGGACUUACCAUGACUAAGCUACGGGAGGUUUAUUGGAUACCACGUUUACGACGGUUGGUGAGGAAGAUGAUCAAAAGGUGUAAUGGCAGUAGGCGGUUUCGGGCAGCCGCAGUUGCCGAUCCUCCACCCAGAAAUCUUCCGACAGAUCGAACGGUUGGAUCCUCUGCGUUUCAAGUGAUUGGAGUGGACUAUGCGGAGCCAAUUCCCUAUCGGACAGCGAAAAAUCGAGAACGAAAAUCGUACCUCCUUUUGUAUACUUGUAGUCUGUCGAGAGCGGUCCAUUUGGAGUUAUUACCAGACCUGACCACGACAGAAUUCAUUCAUAGCUUGAAGAAGUUUAUCACCCGUAGGGGUCGUCCUAGAAAAAUCUACUCGGACAACGGGAGGACAUUUGUGUCUGCAGCGACCUGGCUGAGAAAGGUGAUGAAAGAAGAGAGGUUUCACAACUGGUUGGCAGAACAAAGAAUCGAAUGGCAGUUUAAUCUAACUCGCGCACCGUGGUGGGGCGGUCAAUUUGAGCGGAUGAUAGGAUUAGUCAAACAAGCAUUAUACAAGACCAUCGGGAAAGCUUGUUUACAGUAUAAAGAACUUCAAAAAGUAUUGCUAGACAUUGAGCUGGUUUUAAACAACCGACCGUUAGGUUACGUAGAAGAUGACGAACAGAUGCCAAUUCUUACUCCUAACAACCUGAUGUUUGGGCAGCCAGGCACAAUCCCUGUGGAAGAUGUCGAUUGUAUUGAUGAAGCAAGCCUUAGAAAGAGAGCAAGAUAUGUUGAGAAAUGCAAAAGCGCUUUGUGGUCGAGAUGGUCAUCGGAGUAUCUCCGGGGUUUACGAGAACGACACAAUUUAAAACAUCCGAAGAAAGAGCAUAAACUGAAACAGGGUGACGUGGUAAUUAUCAAGGGAGAAGAAAGAAAUCGGAACAAAUGGAAACUCGGUGUUGUAGAUCAGAUGAUUAAGGGAAGAGACGGUGUGAUCAGAGCGGUCAAAUUGAGAGCAGGAAAGUCAUACUUGGAGCGUCCAAUUCAGUUCUUGUAUCCAAUGGAAUUAUCGUGCGACAUAGAAUCACCAAAGACCAGCUUGAACGCGAAGGCGAAGGAGUUUAAACCCAAGAGAAAGGCGGCGAUAACCGCUCAGGAGAACCUUCGGAAGAUAAUAGAAUUCUUUUUUAUUCUCCGCAAGAAAGACAAUCAAGUUAGUUUUUUGCACGUGUACCAUCAUAUAAGCGUCUGUUUGUUGUGGUGGAUCGUAGUCAAGUGGAAUCCUGAUUCGCUCAUGAGAUUUUGCAUGUUGGUAGCGUUGGGUCACCUGGUCGUUCGUUUUUUUUUCCACAUUCAUGGAAAAAUCUCACAGAGACACCUUAACGUAUACGUCAAUGCAAUUUCUUUCUUUUUAGCUUAUUUUGGAGCAUCUUUAAAUUGUUUUGUUCACAUCGUCAUGUAUUUCUACUAUAUGGUGUCAGCACUUGGACCUAAAUACAGGAAAUAUUUAUGGUGGAAGAAAUACUUAACUUCGUUACAAAUGAUUCAAUUUACCAUGCUUUUAGUGUAUAUCUUACACGCGAUAACAAUAAAAGAUUGUACAUUUCCACGUUGGGUGCUUGGAUUGUUUUUCUGCUAUGGUAUCUCUCUUCUGAUACUGUUUGCUAACUUCUUCGCUAAGUCAUAUAUAAAUCGAGUGACUGCAGAAAAAGGACAGAAGUCAAAUUAAAGAUCGUGAAACAGCAUUUCGAAAUUCAGAACGUAAUUUUGAAUAUUUCGUUAUGAUUCAAAGAUGUGGUGUAUCAAUCAUGCAAUCAACGCCUGUACGAAAAUGAUGGCGAAUGUACAUUUCAUCAGAACGCGUUAAAAAAAUGUCUGCAUGAACGGCUAAAAAAAUGUCUGCAUGAGAACGCCUGCGAUUUCACAAAACAUUGAGAGUUUUAGGCCGUGCGAGGGAAACA